AUGAUCUUGGUUAGAACUACUGGAGGGGAUGCUAAAGGCAAGCUUGCGGGCCUUGUUAGUAGUCCGCCGUACAGUCCAAGUGAUCAAAUUUUGGGGCUUCAGACAAAUGGUGAAAAGCAAUCCAAAUUUCUUGUACAUUUUAUGGUGAACCAUCCAAAAAGCAUGUUUCAAGAUGUAACAAUAGUAGCUGAUUUUUCUGGUAUUGAACUUCUUGUCACAUUCUGCCAUAUACGUAUAGCUGCUAAUUCCGCUACUAAAUACACAUCACAGCCGUCUAUUGACACACAUGCAGGAAGCAUCGAGAGGUGGAAUGCACAAAUAGGGAAUUUUGAGAUCAAGUAUGAAAUAUUAUCUUCCCCAAAGUCGCAAGUAAUCGCAUAUUUCUUGGCAGAAUUCCCUUUAAAAGAGGAUGAAAGUGUGGAAGAGAUGAUGGAUAUAGAUGAAGAAUGUGGGAAUCCUACAGACUUGUUAAUAGAUAACACUAGAUGGGAGAUAUUGGUGGAUGGAUCCUCAAAUGGAGAUGAUAGUGGAAUUGGAAUAGUUUUCAUCUCACCAGCAGGAACAAGAUUAGCAUAUUCAUUUAGAUUGGAAUUCGCAUCCACCAAUAAUGAAACUGAGCAUGAAGCGGUUGUGCACACGUUACGCUUGUCCAUUGAAAUGAAAUUAGAAUAUGCGCGAAUAACUAGUGACUCACAAUUGGUUAUUCGCCAAAUAGAAGGGGUAUAUAGAACAAAUGAGCCAUCCUUUCAAAAAUACAAGAAGCUUGUAGGAGAGUUAUCAGCACAAAUUCCGAAAAUAAAUUGGAGGCACAUUUCGCGGAAAGAUAAUCGGCUAGCAUAUGCGUUUGCUUUUAUUCCGUCUAUGAUGGUGGAUCCGACUGCGAGGGACAUAAAGAUACAAACACUCUUUUUACCCUCAAUUAAUAAAGAAAAAUGCGAAGAUGUAGAUGUAAUGCUAGUAGAUAAUGAAGAAGAUGAAAAGGCGAACAAAGCCGCAGAUUGGAGAACCCAACUUCAUUUGUAUUUAGAAAAAGGAGAAGUCCCAAGAAACAGGUUGGAAGCGCACAAGUUAAAGAGCAGAGAAACAAAUUAUGAAUUGAGAGAUGGUGUACUUUACCGAAGAUCAUUCCUUGGACCAUCACUUAGAUGUUUAACAAGAACAGAAGGAAUGGAAAUCUUGAAAGCAUUACACUAUGGAGAUGCAGGAAAUCAUAGUGGAGGAAGGUCUCUAGCGUAUAGAGAGAAAAUACAUGGCUAUUAUUGGCCAUACAUGCAUGAAGACGUGAAAGAAGUGUCAAGGCGGUGCGAAGAAUGUCAGCGUCAUGGAAAUAAAAUACACGUACCCGGGGCGAUGCUCAAGUCCUCCACAAGUGAAUGGCCAUUUGGAAAAUGGGGAUUCAGAAUCCCAACACAACUAGUUUCUGAUAAUGGAAAACAAUUUGAAGGAGAAAAUAUAGAACUGUUACUUAAUGCGUUCAAAAUCCAAAGCGGGAAGUCCACUCCAUUGUCUCCACGAAGCAAUGGUCAAGCUGAGGCAACCAAUAAGACAAUUGCAGAUACGUUGAAAAAGAAAUUGGAAAGACAUAAUAAAGGAUGGUGCGAAAAAGUACAUAAUGCAGUAUGGGCAUACAGAACAACUAGAAGGGAGGCUACAAGAAUGUCACCUUUUUGCCUGACAUAUGGAGUUGAAGCAGUAUUUCCAACUAAGGUUAUAAUUCCUACAACUAAGCGAGAAGCAUGGGAAAAGAAUUUAAGUGUGGAUUUAAUCCUAACAAAAUUGGAUGAUUUAGAAGAGCGAAGAGAAGUUUCUUUGCGACAUAUGGAAAAUUACCAUCAGAGGAUAGCUCGAGAAUAUAACAAACGCGUAAAAAUAAGAGAUUUUCAUCCAGGAAAAUUAGUAUUGCGAGAGAUACCUCCUUAUCAGAGACGAAUUGAUGGAAUGUUGGAGAAAAGAUAG
Messenger RNA from Papaver somniferum (opium poppy), 1956 nucleotides. RefSeq lists its product as uncharacterized. Gene Ontology annotation, biological process: DNA integration. Gene Ontology annotation, molecular function: RNA-DNA hybrid ribonuclease activity; nucleic acid binding. The record is from RefSeq and is a predicted model, not a curated record. The transcript has 5 exons. Lineage: Eukaryota; Viridiplantae; Streptophyta; Magnoliopsida; Ranunculales; Papaveraceae. Bases 1 to 1956 code for a protein of 651 amino acids.